AUGUCUUUACGUAACGCGCUCAACGGUGUGUUUGCUAUCUAUAAACCAACGGGGUGGACGUCUCGCGAUGCCAUCAACUACGUUCAAAACUCAUUGUCAAAGCAACUACGUGGCGAUUCCACGAAGCGAAUUCGAGAUCGUGACAAGCUCAAGAUUGGACAUGGAGGGACACUGGAUCCGCUGGCGGAGGGUGUCUUGACAUUGGGCGUGGGUUCAGGAUGCAAACAGCUACAUGGAUUACUACAAUGUUCAAAGGAAUAUGAAGUACAAGCCAAGCUUGGAUAUGCGACUGAUACAUACGACUCUGAAGGCCAAGUGACACAUAAAAGCAGCGGGGCGACCAUGUCUCCGAGCCAAUCUCAAGUGCUGUCGGUGCUGGAUCAAUUUCGAGGGCAAAUUCAGCAGGUGCCACCAAUUUAUUCGGCCAUCUCUAUCCAAGGAAAACGUGCUUACGAUUAUGCACGUCAGGGCAUUCCCCUCCCCAAACCCAUCGAGCCACGUACGGUUGAUAUCCAUGAGUUGGAAUUGCUUGACUAUUACACAAAGGAUGAUGAUACAUCAAUGCGUCUCAAAGUACGAUGUGGAGGAGGAACGUAUAUGCGUAGUUUGGUACACGACAUUGGAAUUGAGCUUGGAUGUUAUGGUCAUAUGACUGGAUUAUUACGUACUGAGCAAGGUGGAUUCACAUUGGAUGAUUGUCUUACGAUAAUUGACGCCAAUGGAAAUCGGUGUAUCUCGUUGGAAGAUGUAAUUGCAGCCAUCGGACGCCGAAAGAAUGGUCAUGCAUAA
Lichtheimia ornata is the source of this 789-nucleotide messenger RNA. RefSeq names its product tRNA pseudouridine(55) synthase. The coding region runs from base 1 to 789 and encodes 262 amino acids. The transcript has 5 exons. Gene Ontology annotation, cellular component: mitochondrion. The record is from RefSeq and is a predicted model, not a curated record. Gene Ontology annotation, molecular function: RNA binding; pseudouridine synthase activity. Gene Ontology annotation, biological process: mRNA pseudouridine synthesis; tRNA modification. NCBI's taxonomy places the organism in Eukaryota, Fungi, Mucoromycota, Mucoromycetes, Mucorales, Lichtheimiaceae.